Trematosphaeria pertusa is the source of this 519-nucleotide messenger RNA. Its product is annotated as 30S ribosomal protein S13. The transcript is spliced from 4 exons. NCBI's taxonomy places the organism in Eukaryota, Fungi, Ascomycota, Dothideomycetes, Pleosporales, Trematosphaeriaceae. The record is from RefSeq and is a predicted model, not a curated record. Gene Ontology annotation, molecular function: structural constituent of ribosome; RNA binding. The coding region runs from base 63 to 440 and encodes 125 amino acids. Gene Ontology annotation, biological process: translation. Gene Ontology annotation, cellular component: small ribosomal subunit; ribosome; mitochondrion.
CUCAGGCAAAGUUACAGAACGUCUUCAGCAGCAUCAAAACAACUUCUGCUUCACUCGGCGCAAUGGUGUUCAUCUUCGGUAUUAAUUUCAACGAGGCGUCGCUCGUAAAGCGCUCCCUCGAAAGCUUCUAUGGCAUCGGCCCCAAAGUGUCGCAGCGCAUCAUGGCGCGAUUCCACAUCCACCCCUGGGCGAAAGUCGGCACCCUGAAGAACACGACCGUCAUGGACCUUACCGCUGAGCUAUCCAACAUGAAAAUCGAGAACGACUUGCGGCGAGAGGUACAGGAUAACAUACGACGACUGAGGGAUAUGGGAUCGUACCGUGGAAGGCGGCAUGCUAUGGGUCUGCCGGUGCGAGGCCAGAGGACAAGGACACAGAUCACAACGGCGAGAAGAUUGAACAAGAUAGAACGAGGCGGAACAGGACGCAUUCAAAUGUAGAGCAGACGCUACGGUACCACUGUAAAAUAUUGUACAGCAAGCAUGGAAAUGGCGUCAAUCUAUCCGUCUCCGAGGAGCC